Molecule: messenger RNA, 2508 nt
Organism: Seriola dumerili (greater amberjack)
Lineage: Eukaryota; Metazoa; Chordata; Actinopteri; Carangiformes; Carangidae
Gene: ptchd3b
Product: patched domain-containing protein 3-like
Exons: 4
Coding region: 1-2508 (835 amino acids)
Cellular component (GO): membrane
Source: RefSeq, a predicted model, not a curated record
AUGGCCAAGUGUCGCACGGACUGCCUGGAGAGACACCUGCGGAUCUGCUUUGAGAUGUUGGGCUGUUUUAUUGGAUCCCAUCCCCGGUGGUUCCUGCUCGCCCCCGUGGUUCUCGCGACAGGCCUGGGGAGUGGGUUUUAUUUUCUCACGGAUAGGAUGUCCAACAAUAUCGAAGAACAGUUCACACCUGUUGAUGGUAAAGCCAAGAUGGAGAGGAAAUACAUCCGAGAAACUUUUCCAGGAAAUGAGUCCAUCUUUUCAAGCUUAAGGCUGAGCACAAGUGGGAAUUAUGCAACUCUCAUAGCUACAAGUGACAGGAAUAUCCUGACAGUGGAGUCACUACAGGACAUCCUACAGUUGGACUAUAGAAUAAGGAGUAUGGUAGUGCAGUUUGACAACAGGUCAUUUGAAUAUGUGGACGUCUGUGCCGACAUGAUGGGAUCCUGCACCUCUAAUGAUAUUCUAGAUAUAAUUAAAGACAAUGCCAACAGUAUCGAUGCUGUCAAUUUGACAUUUCCGUGGUAUCGGUCUGAUUUUAGGAGUGUUCCUCUAUAUUUAAGUCUGGGGAGUGUUAAAUUAAAUAAGGAGAGCUCAGUUGUUGAAAGUGCUGAAGCCAUACAGCUCUACUACUAUUUACGAGAGGACACCAAAGCAAAAACAGAUCUGUGGUUGGAAAGUUUCAUCAAUUUGGUCUCAAAUGAAUCAUCAACUUCCAUUCAGGUGUCAUACUCCACCUCCAUGUCAAUACAGUGGGAAUUUGAGAAAUCUCCAGCUUCUGUCAUCUAUCUAUUCUCCAUCACCUACAGCAUCGCCAUCACCUUUUCAAUUAUAUCAUGUUGGAGGUUGGAUAAUGUGCGGACGAAGGUGUGGGUGGCAUCUUGUGGGGUGCUGUCCACAGGUCUGGCAGUCCUCAGUGGUUUUGGUGCGCUGUUGUUGCUGGGCCAACCUUUUGUCAUGACAGCUGCCUCCUGUCCUUUCAUGAUAUUAGGUAUUGGACUUGAUGAUAUGUUCAUCAUGAUCUCCUGUUGGCAGAGGACCCGUGUUCUGGACAGCGUCCCCGACCGGCUCGCUCAUACCUACAGGGAAGCUGCCGUCUCCAUCACCAUCACCACCCUGACUGACGCUCUGGCUCUCUUCCUGGGCUACAGCUCGCCCUUUGGCUCAGUCCAGUCCUUCUGCCUCUACGCUGGCAUUUCUGUUUGCUUCUGCUAUUUGUACAACAUCACUUUCCUGGGGGCUUGUGUGGCUUUGAACGGACACAGGGAGGCAGAGAACAAGCACUGGUUCACCUGUGCCAAAAUCCCAGAAGACUUACCGCCCAGGACCUCAAAAGCCUUCAGUGUCUGCUGUGUUGGAGGGAGCUACGAUUCAAUGACUGAAAAGGAGGAAACUGAGUCCAUAAGCCACAUUUUUGAGAAGUUCUAUGGCCCAUUUCUGACCCACAAACUGAUCAAAGCAAACGUAUUUGUCAUCUAUGCAGCCUAUCUGGCUGUCAGUAUCUAUGGCUGUUGGAUCUUAAAGGAGGGCCUCGAUAUCAGGAAUCUGGCUUUGGAUGAUUCCUACAUCAUCGAUUACUACAAUAAUCAAAGGCAGCACUUUUCUGAAUAUAGCUGCAAUGUGAUGGUGGCGGUGAAACAGUCGUUUCCAUACUGGGACGAGGAAGGACAAAAGCAAUUGUACUCAUGCAUCUCAAAUUUUGAAAGUUUGAACUACGUCAACAACACAUUCGCUUGGUUUCUCUCCUUUCAGCAGUUUGCAAAUGCAACCAAUCUCAACAUAAGCUCUCAAGAGGCUUUCCACACCCAUCUGCCACAUUUCUUAGAGCUCGCCUCUGUGUUCAGACAAGACCUCAACAUGACUGCAGCCAAUGAGAUUCAGGCCUCUCGCUUUUUCAUUCAGACACUCAACAAAACCACAGUGAAGGACAUGAUGGUUGGACUCAGGAAGACAGCAGAGGAAUGUCCAGUAGCGCUCCUGGUGUACCACCCUGCGUUCAUCUUCUUUGACCAGUAUACUGUCAUCAUGGACAACACCAUUCAAACCGUCCUGGUGGCUGUGACUGUGAUGUUAGUCGUCUCACUCGUCCUGAUACCCAGCGUCCUUUGCUCUGUGUGGGUGGCUUUUGCGGUUUGUUCAGUCAUGGUCGGUGUGACAGGAUUCAUGGCGCUGUGGGGUGUAAACCUGGACUCCAUCUCCAUGAUCAACCUCGUCAUGUGCGUUGGUUUCUCUGUGGAUUUCUCAGCACAUAUUUCUUACUCUUUUGUCUCCAGUCCCAAGAGUGAUGUCAAUGAGAAAGCCACGGAUGCUUUGGCCCAUCUAGGGUAUCCUAUCCUGCAAGGAGCACUGUCCACUGUGUUAGGAGUAGUGGUGCUGUCCGUGUCUGGGAGUUACAUCUUUAGGACGUUCUUCAAGGUUGUGUUUCUUGUAGUUACAUUUGGGCUGCUCCAUGGCUUAGUCUUCAUUCCAGUGUUUCUGACACUGAUUGGAGCCUGUGAGAAAUGUUGUUAA